This is a messenger RNA of Hydractinia symbiolongicarpus, 1059 nucleotides long. Its product is annotated as cell adhesion molecule DSCAML1-like. Bases 28 to 951 code for a protein of 307 amino acids. The transcript is spliced from 4 exons. Gene Ontology annotation, biological process: cytokine-mediated signaling pathway. Gene Ontology annotation, molecular function: cytokine binding; cytokine receptor activity. Lineage: Eukaryota; Metazoa; Cnidaria; Hydrozoa; Anthoathecata; Hydractiniidae. The record is from RefSeq and is a predicted model, not a curated record. Gene Ontology annotation, cellular component: signaling receptor complex; external side of plasma membrane.
ACCAACACUUAAUAUAACUUACGCAAUAUGAUAUCUAAAAAAAAUGUUAAUAAUUUAUAUGUAAUUCUAUGUUCCUUUCUUAUAGUGCCCAUUGGUCCACCGCAAUCUCUUUAUGGCAAUUUUAACGAUUCACACAGCAUAAAAGUCAACUGGUCCGAAGUUGCUAGUGAAGAACGCAAGGGUGUUAUUACGCAAUAUCUUGUAAUUUGUAUGUCAAUGGAAUCCGUUGAAAUGGAAAGACAGAAUGUUUCUGCUAACUCGGAAAUGACUGCUCUAUUUGGUGGACUGGACACAUACACUCUGUAUAAUGUCACAGUUGCAGCUUACACAAAGAUUGGACUGGGUCCAUCCAGUUCUCCUGUAACAGUUCGGACAGGAGCUGAUAGGCCAUUAUUUCCACCAGUUAAUUUUAUUGGAUACAACACCAGUUCAACUUCUAUCUAUAUAUCCUGGGAAGACAUACCUGAAGAAGCAUGGGCAGGUAUCAUUGGUGACUUUAGAUUGAUCAUUCAGUCAUUGAAAGAACCAAACGAAAUAACUAUCAACGAUAUUGUGCGAGAUGAUUUUACUGCAGAAUCGUUUAGCUACGAAGCAACUGAUCUUUCCAUUUUCACCCGCUACAACAUCUCCAUUGCUUGCUUCAAUAAAAAAGGGAUAUCGGAUUUUGCAAGUAUCGUAGUAACUACAGAGGAGUCAGUUGCUAUAAUGCCACCACCUAACGUACGGGCCAUUGCAAACAAAUCCAAUAAAAUUGAGGUAUCCUGGGAUUUGCCAUUAGCAGAGAACGUACCAGGUAUUAUAAGAACAUAUACCAUCAGAUUGCAAGCAAUAUACGAAGCAGAGGAUUUAAGAAUUGGACUAGGUUCAACGUCAACUAGACGGCGAAGAGGUAUGUCCUGUUUGGUUUGUUGUGAAGACCAGUAUUGCAAAGGAUUGGAUUUUUCAAUGUAAGUAGAUUGACUCCUACAUUUGAUUUCCUGUACAUCUAAGUAAUUACAUCUAUUGCAUUGACACAAAAGAUCAAUUUUUGAUUAAAAACCUUUAUGUAUUCCAGGCACA